AUGUCAAAUAAGCUACGCGAAGCAACAAUCCUACGACCAUCAUUGAAGAAGCAACCAGCGCAAGCUCAAACUCGAUCGAAAGAUUCGGAUGUUAAACGACACGUCACCUUCGCAACUCCGAAAUUACCACCUUCCAAAUGCAAUCUGCCAAAACAACAACCAACUUCUGAUCAGUGUGUUUCAAAGUUUCGAAAGCAAAAAUCUGUUGUCGAUGCGCAUAGAAAACGCAUUCCUUCGGUACAGCUUAUAGAGCUUCGUGCGAAGAAAAACAAACAUAAUGAACAAAUCGUACGCCUAUGCGAGGCGCAGGAAACACUUGUUAGAUCAGACUAUGUUAUCAGGCGUAUGGCAAAGGAGGCAAAAGAGCAGGAGGCAGUCGCUACAACACUGCUGCAGGAUGCAGUAUCGCUAAUUGAAAUUGAUGUACUGCGAAGUUUCGAAAAGCAAAGAAUCGGGGAUUUGUUAAGCAGUGUUGAACAGCAACAACUUGAAGCUGCACAGAAAUUACAUGAAGAACUUGCUGAAUUCGACGAAAGAAUAACUGGUAUCGGAAAAGCGUUGGCAGCCAUCGAAAAAUAUAACGAAAUGCUCGAUGUACAGUUUACAUCUACAGAAAGCGAGAGAGAAUUGUCAGUGGUUGAAGAAAUGAAGUUGUUGGGUGAUGAUAUUAACCUCUAUCUCAGUGUUCUCGAUUCCUUAAAACAAUUUCACUUAUAA
Cercopithifilaria johnstoni is the source of this 717-nucleotide messenger RNA. The record is from the annotation of a GenBank genome assembly. Lineage: Eukaryota; Metazoa; Nematoda; Chromadorea; Rhabditida; Onchocercidae.